GAAAUGUGUUUGUCAUUCUUGUUUGGUGUGGGUUAACAGUGUGGCGCAUAUUUGUAACAGUGUUAAAGUUGUUUAUACGUCUACCCUCAGUGUGACCUGUAUGGCUGUUGACCAAGUAUGAUUGCAUUCACUUGUGUGUGUGUGAAAUGCCGUAGAUAUUAUGUGACUGGGCCGGCACGCAAAGGCAGUGCCUUUAAGGUUUAUUGGCGCUCUGUACUUCUCCCUACGUCCGUGUACACAGCGGCGUUUUAAAAAGUCAUCCAUUUUAAUUUUUGAAACCGAUAUCGAUAAUUUCCGAUAUUACAUUUUAAAGCAUUUAUCAGCCGAUAAUAUCAGCAGUACGAUAUUAUCGGACAUCUCAAAUGUUAAAUUGAUAGUACAGUAGUACCUCAACUUACAAGCUCAACUAGUUCUGUGACAGAGCUCUUAACGCAAAACACUUGUACCUCAAAUCAACACCCCCCAUUCUCAAUUUAACUGGUGCUUGUCCACCCCCAAACAGCACAUUUUUAUUAUGCCUUUGAAAAAUACAUUUUUUUAGAUAAUAAAGAUUGUAUGAAACAACACAAUAAAAUGUACUACUAACAACUAUAGUUGUUUGAUGAAGUAAUGUUAUAUAAUUUACAGCAUUUACCUUGGAGAGUGGACUUCUAUGGUAUCCCCCUCCCAGCUGCUUUUCUGUCAAAAACACCAUCAGCAGCUUUUCCAUAUUUUAAUGGAUGAAUUAGAUAUUAUUUUAAUAUUAUUGGCUGGCAUUACUCAUUCUGCUUCAGUAUGGUGCAGACUAGCAGUCACUCAAAUUGCUUCACCAAGUUGGCGACACGCGCUUAUGUUUUUGAUGAUAUCUUUCUUUAAUUCUGUGAAUAUCAUCCACUUCUCCUCAGCACUUUUCUUCACAUUCACCUUUUUCCUCCCCUUAGUUGUUAAACAGAGCUAUGUCCAUCUCUUGCCUUGCGUUGUGGGCAAUUUUGCUUGCUUGAGAUAAGAGACACAACUCUUAUCUCAAAGCACCCUUAAGUUUUGGGACUCUUAAGUUGAGGUGUCACUGUAUAUUGUUUUUGUCCAUUUUUACUCCUGUAUUUAGUGGUUUAUUAUUAUUAUUUUGCUAAAAAGUUUAAUCUAUGUAUUAACUUUUUUAUUCUACAGUAUUCUAAUAAUUUUUAAACACUUUUUUUACUCCCUAUUAGAUGAUGGUAGGUAGUAUGUAAACUAGUGCUGUCAAACCAUUUAAAAAAAAUGUGAUUAAUCUGUGUAUGUACACGAUUAAUGCAUUAUUUUUGUGAUUAAUCACAUGAGUGAACUUUGACAACCCUGAUCAAAACACAGGAAGUGGACACAUGGACUGCUUCUUCCUACUCCUUUUUUCAGACAUGUUGAAUGAUGUAAGCGAGAUGUUCCUUAAUGGAACUUGGCUAAGCAUGUCUGAAAUAAAACAAAAGCAACAAUUCCAGUCUAACCCAGCAGCUCCUCUGGGAUUCACCCCUUCCAUCCGUCUACUGUGCCGUGCCACGCAAUCUAUGUAAAUGAGUGUAAAUUCAAUUUUACUGCCUCUUUACCCCUCCUCAACUUUUUUUUUCAUCCUCCCUUCCUAUGAAAUUAUCUUUUUGUUAGUCACAUAUCUUUCUUCUACGCCCAUUUAAUUUGAAACCUUUUUAAAAACACACACACACAUAAUUAGCAUUUAAAUCUUUCAGUCGCCCCUCCCUCCCUCCCUCGCUCGCUCGCUCUCUGGUGGACCCGACAUGUCUCGGUCGCUAAGGCAACCAAUGCUUUUUUUUUCUCUUCUCCUCCCUUCCUCUCCCCUCUUUUCCCCUCACUCUCUUUCUCAUUCCCUCUCUCCAGUUGCCAGAGGUAGGCAUGAAGAGUGAUACGUGUCGGACUGUGUGUGUGCGUGUGUGUGUUUGAGUGACAUUUUGCUUGGUAUUUACGCAGCAGUUGUAGAUGAGAAGUUGCCUGGCGCCGCUCAAAGUGUCAUUUGGACUUGGUGUUGGGCUGAUGAUGAUUUAUGAGCUGGCGUUGGAGGACCGGAGCGGAGUGUGUGAUGGAUGUGGACUUUUUUGUGUUGAGGUGUUGCGAGUGAUGCAUAAUUGAACGUUAAACUUCAACGGCCCGGGGGAGCGUGGACAUUUAGAGGAGAUUAGAGCUGGAAUUCUGCCAUCACUAUCCUUGUUAUCUGGCGAGCCGGACCCUCCCCCUUCGUCUUUCUCCCUCUCCUCUUCGUCUGUCUUAUCUUCCAGAGAUGAUCGGCGUGGUGGCGUCUCAGUGAACACGGCGAAGCGAUGGAGAGACGCUCCGUCUCUCCUGUCGCACGACUGACUGCCCUCGUCCUGGUCGCCCUGGCGACGCAGCCCUCCACCUGUAACCGUGACGACGGCGAGGGCGAGGAGCGGGUGGACGCCCUCUCCGUCCAGCUGUCCGUCACCACCCAGGUGACGCCCACCCCUCUCUGGGCGGUGGUGUGGGGACCCACGCAGCCUCUGGAGGACGAGACCUACCACUUCCUCUCCAGCCAGGAAACGGAGCACCUGCGCCAGCAAGGGGACCAGCGAGAGGCCGGCACUCCUGCGGCCGCCUCCGAGGAGUGGCCCCGACCUGAUGCCAGCACGCGGCCUCAAGAGGGGUCUUGGAGCCAAGAGGACGGGAGGACGCAGGCGGAGGGGACAGAGCUGGAGGAAGAAGUGGACCCUCAGUUCUACGUCACUGUGACCAUCUCCUCGCUGCUCAUCCUGACUGCAAUCAUCAUCACCGCCAAACUCUGUUACGAUCGCAGUUGUUCCCAGCAUCCGCCCCCGCUCUCUCGCGGCGUGGCCCCUCCCCUCUCCCGCGCGCUCCCGUGCUCCCUUGCUUCCGAGGAGAGCCGCCAGACGCUGCACAGCACCUCCUCCUUCGCCGACCGAGAGAGGAUCCCGGUGGUGAACCUCUGAGGCGGCUAUUUUUCCAUACGCUGAAUAUUUCUGCCGUUGGAGCGUCAACAUUUUUUUGCCUGCAGCAUCGUUUUUAUUUUCUCCAAAACUGUGAAAUGGGUUCAGGGACCAGAACGCACACUCCUCGGCUACCCCCGAGGUCUUUAAGAAGAAGAAGAAAAAAAAAAAACCUCAUCUCGCUGCCUCUUUCCUUCCCUCCCCGUGUGCUAAAUUUUCUCCGUGCGGCUCUGCGUCACCGUUACGGCCCCCCGAGCUGCGACUCCACCGCUUGGACCCGCCAUGACUAAUUGACAAACAAACAGUUUAACAGCCGUGCAGCAUUCCAUUGCAGGACACAGUCUCUCUACCUGUGCUUCCAGUCUCCUCUCAAACCCAAGAAAACCGUGCCCGGAUUCCUCGCCAUCAUGCAUCAGCAUCUCCAGAGGAGGAUUUUGACAAAGCUGUUUAUCGGGGCUGCAGCCAACAGGCAAUGUGUUUAACAUGUCACGCUCCAAAAAUGCUCCCCGCUUCAAGAAUGUUGGAUAAAAAAUGCUAAUUCUCCGCGGUUUUCCUCAUGAUUUGUUCCUUUAAUUACCCGGCACUCACCUCAUAGCGAGCAGCCUUUGUUCCCGCCUAGUGUUCCUUUCACCGUGCAGAUAAAAUAUUCAAGACGUGAAUGGAUAGCGGAGGAAUUUCUGCCAAGAAGCAACAAAACCCAAAGUUUGUGUUGUUUUUUUCCCUUCCUUCUUGUUAACAGUCAAGACAUUGUUGAAAACAAAAGCCGCCAUCAUCUGCCUUCUCAUCUAAUAACUCUACGUGGUCUGUCUGUCGCCGUGGCACCAAAGGAACGUUGGAAGGAGCGUUCAUGUCGCGUCUGCCAGAUUUGCUUCAAAUCUAUUAUUCAUAAAUGUCUAUUUUAUCUAUCAGCUCGUAACGUCCUAUAGAACCUCGCAAAGCCAAAUGUCAGAAGUUUGGUUUUCUCUGCAACUACUUCUUUGAAAUGACGCUUUAUGGACAAAAGUCUUGAGACAGAGCCCCCUAAUUCAUCUAGCUGAUGACGUUUUGGACCAUUCUGUGCUUCCGACAGGUUGGAGAUGGCACCUUUUCUGUUCCCAGCGCACAACAUAAUAACCCUUGGGAGGAACUACAAGUAGGGAUGGGUACCUUUUACAUUUCAACCGAUACGGUACCGAUUUUCAGCUACCUAGGACAGUGUUUUUCAACCUUUUUUGAGCCGAGGCACAUUUUUUUGCGUUGAAAAAAUGCGGAGGCACACCACCAGCAGAAAUCAUUAAAAAACAAAACUCAGGUGACAGUAAAAAGUCGUUGUCGCAAUUGUUGGAUAUGACUUUAAAGCAUAACCAAGCAUGCAUCAAUAUAGCUCUUGUCUCAAAGUAGGUGUACUGUCACCACCUGUCACAUCACGCCGUGACUUAUUUUGAGUUUUUUGCUGUUUUCCUGUGUGUAGUGUUUUAGUUCUUGUCUUGCGCUCCUAUUUUUGAGGCUUUUUCUCUUUAUUUGGUAUUUUCCUGUAGCAGUUUCAUGUCUUCCUUUGAGCGAUAUUUCCCGCAUCUACUUUGUUUUAGCAAUCAAGAAUAUUUCAGUUGUUUUUAAUCCUUCUUCGUGGGGACAUUGUUGAUUGUCAUGUGAUGUUCGGAUGUACUUUGUGGACGCCGUCUUUGCUCCACAGUAAGUCUUUGCUGUCGUCCAGCAUUCUGUUUUUGUUUACUUUGUAGCCAGUUCAGUUUUAGUUUUGUUCUGCAUAGCCUUCCCUAAGCUUCAAUGCCUUUUCUCAGGGGCACUCACCUUUUGUUUAUUUUUGGUUUAAGCAUUAAAUACCUAAUUACCUGCACGCUGCCUCCCGCUGUUUCCGACAUCUACAAGGCAAUUAGCUACCUGCUGCCACCUACUGAUAUGGAGGAGUAUUACACGGUUACUCUGCCGAGCUCUAGACAGCACCGACACUCAACAACAACACCGACUAUAAUUACUGGUUUGCAAAUUUUUUUUUUUACCCCAAAUAGGUGAAAUUAGACAAUCUCCCACGGCACACCAGACUGUAUCUCACUGUGGUUGAAAAACACUGACCUAGGAAACAAUACCAGUACUCAACGGUACCAUUUUUUUUUGUGCUUUUAGUGUGUGUUAAUAAAUGUUAAUUUGUUUAUUAAUAACAUUUCUUUUUUUCUUUUUAAUUGAACAUUUCACACUGAGCUGACAAUGAUAACUGUGUCAUCCAGUUGUUCUUAUAGUUUUCUUACAUUUCCCAUUUGCAAGGAUGCAUUCAUUUCAGCCUUUACCUUUAAGUUGAAUGUGAUAGUCUUGUCUCAUGUUGAGUCCUAAAGAAGUGUUUAUAAUGUAAGUAUUGUACUUUAUACACUUCAACUGAUUGCGACAUCUCAGUCGGGAGUUUUGAUGACCAAAUAUGGAAGUGUUGAAAUCGCAAUGUAAAAUCGCUAAUGCUAAUGGGUAGCAUGUACAUGACAUAUCCAGUGUAAAAUAGCAACGACAUAGCACAUUUUUUUAGUGGAGCAUUACUUUUGACCAAUUUCUAUCAGGCAUGCUUGCUUUGUGGAUAUAGAAAAUUGCAAUAUUAUUUAGAGGCUAUGAGUUACCAACGGAAUAAGAAAAGUACCGAAUUAAACUUACUUACUUAGGCCUUAGUAUUCCCUGAGGAACAUAGGCCGCCGACGAAAGCCUUCCAUCCAUUCCGGUCUUGUGCCCUUCGGUCGACCGAAUUAAAGGCCUACUGAAAUUUUUUUAUUUAAACGGGGAUAGCAGAUCCAUUCUAUGUGUCAUACUUGAUCAUUUCGCGAUAUUGCCAUAUUUUUGCUGAAAGGAUUUAGUAUAGAACAACGACGAUAAAGUUCGCAACUUUUGGUCGCUGAUAAAAAAAAGCCUUGCCUAUACCGGAAGUAGCGUGACGUCACAGGAGGAAGGAUUCCUCACAAUUCCCCGUUGUUUACAAUGGAGCGAGAGAGAUUUGGACCGAGAAAGCGACGAUUACCCCAUUAAUUUGAGCGAGGAUGAAAGAUUUGUGGAUGAGGAACGUUAGAGUGAAGGACUAGAGAGGCAGUGCAGGGUGUAUCUUUUUUCGCUCUGACCGUAACUUAGGUACAAGCUGGCUCAUUGGAUUCCACACACUCUCCUUUUUCUAUUGUGGAACACGGAUUUGUAUUUUAAACCACCUCGGAUACUAUAUCCUCUUGAAAAUGAGAGUCGAGAACGCGAAAUGGACAUUCACAGUGACUUUUAUCUCCACGACAAUACAUCGUUGACGCACUUUAGCUACGGAGCUAACGUGAUAGCAUCGGGCUAAUUUCCAGCUUGGCGAAGCUAAACAAUUGAAGCCAACUACAGAGCGGCGGCAGGCGUUGUAGCUUUCGACAACACCCCGGCCGCCAUCAGAGUCGGCAAGAAACAUAUAUAUCCCCAAAGUUACGUACGUGACAUGCACAUAGCGACACGCACGUACGGGCAAGCGAUCAAAUGUUUGGAAGCCAAAGCUGUACUCACGGUAGUGCGUCUUGUAUCCAGCUCAAACACAACACAACCUCCUGAUUGUGUUGCUGUAGUCCGCUGCUAAUACACCGAUCACACCUACAACUUUCUUAUUUGCAGUUUCCAUUGUCCAUUAAACAAAUUGCAAAAGAUUCACCAACACAGAUGUCCAGAAUACUGUGGAAUUGUUCGAUGAAAACAGAGCAGUUUGUAUGGUGACACAUUGGGUACGAAUACUUCCGUUGCCGUCGUGACGUCACGCGCAUACGUCAUCAUACAAAGACGUUUCCAACCGGAAGUUUAGCGGGAAAUUUAAAAUUGCACUUUAUAAGUUAACCCGGCCAUAUUGGCAUGUGUUGCAAUGUUAAGAUUUCAUCAUUGAUAUAUAAACUAUCAGACUGCGUGGUCGGUAGUAGUGGCUUUCAGUAGGCCUUUAAGUACCCAUCCUUAACUAUAACAGACUGUGUGAUAUCCAGGUCCAUUAUCAGUUACUUCACUAAUUACUGCUUAACCAGUAAUAACACAAAAUAACCUCACGUUUUAGCAAGUAUUUUCAUAACUUUUUAGGGACAAUAUUGUAGAAUGUAAACGUGGAUAUACUUUAGAGUAGUCGGUGUACAGCUUGUAGCUUUUAAUAGCCACUUGAAUUGAGGCAACACUAAAAUUGUCCGAAUAGCUGGCAACCCAAGUGAGUCACUAGAUGUCUUCCUGCAGUCGAGCAUGGUGGUGGCAGAGUCACUAAGUAGCUGUGGUUCGUUGAGGGGAAAGAUUAAAAUUCCAACAUGUGAAGCAGAGCAUGAUCUCAUCCCCUGGGAAAAGGCAGUACUCCAACAUGAUAAGGAGCUCAAACACACAUCCCAAGAUGUCAAGUGCCUUGCUGAGGAAUCUCCUCCACACCUAAACCUAACUGAGCACCUGUGGGGCAUCCUUCAGUGGAAAGAAGAAAGAUGGAGGAGCCACUGGUGAUGUCAACAAGUGAAAGAGGAUUCCAGUGACAUGUGAGUUCUGGUGAAUUCCAUGCCCAAGGUGAUUAAGGUAAUGCUAGAUACUAUAUAGUACUCACUUGUGUUGCCAUUCCCACAACAAGCCUGUGUAUUGAAUCCAUUUCAGUUUCUUAAUUUGCUCUUCAAGCUGCACACGGACUACUGUAAAGUAAAUUUAGGUUACUAUUUAUAGUAUUGUCCCUUUGAGAAGAUAUAAUGAGAUGGCUGUUGAAAUGUGAGGGAUGUACUCUCGUUUGUGAGAGUUUUUCCCCUCCCACAUACCCAAAAACAUCAGGUCUGCUUAAUACUCCAACAGUAGAACUUCAAUGGUUCUGCACAGCAAUUACUGGUUAAACUAACUUGAAAUUCCAAGGAAAGUUUUAGAACACUCGUAUAACUUAUUUCUAAAAAUGUUACUCAAAACUCUCCAAGUUUGAUUGGCAGAACGGAUCAACUGAAGAUCAGUGUCCCCCAGAUGCAAUCUAGUCUUGUCCCAAUACUUUUGUCCUUAGUGUUUGAACCUUUCUUGCGCUGGUGACAUCAUGUGUGACCCGUGCGACGUCCCAGAUAUUUAGUCCUGUGAUUUUGAGUAAAAACGAAAGCCUCGUAGGACAAAUAUGUUCUUUCUGUUCAAUAAAG
Molecule: messenger RNA, 8026 nt
Organism: Entelurus aequoreus (snake pipefish)
Lineage: Eukaryota; Metazoa; Chordata; Actinopteri; Syngnathiformes; Syngnathidae
Gene: pianp
Product: PILR alpha associated neural protein
Exons: 5
Coding region: 2280-2924 (214 amino acids)
Biological process (GO): regulation of immune response
Cellular component (GO): membrane
Source: RefSeq, a predicted model, not a curated record